Vicugna pacos (alpaca) is the source of this 7884-nucleotide messenger RNA. It is a transcript of the gene DLEC1, whose product is annotated as DLEC1 cilia and flagella associated protein. Gene Ontology annotation, molecular function: tubulin binding. NCBI's taxonomy places the organism in Eukaryota, Metazoa, Chordata, Mammalia, Artiodactyla, Camelidae. Gene Ontology annotation, cellular component: cilium; cytoplasm. Gene Ontology annotation, biological process: negative regulation of cell population proliferation. The record is from RefSeq and is a predicted model, not a curated record.
GCUAGAACCCAGGGUAAGGGCGGGGCCUUGACUCUAGAGGCGGGACGGUACUGAGCGGUAGGGGUGGGGCCAGGCCCCAGGAGGCGGGGCCAGCUCCAGGGGGGCGGGCCGAUGCCCCCGGGAAGGUGUGGCGAGAGUGGAAUCCAGGCGGGGAGAGGAGGAGCCAGAGCCCAGGAGGCGGGGCGCCCCGGAGGAGGAGCCAGGACAGGGAGGCGGGGUGGGACACACCCAUAACCCUGGAAGCAGAUCUGCGGCGAAAGUCUGAGCCCAGAAAGCGGUUUGGGGCGGAGCUGGAGUCAAAGAGGUGAGAAGAACUCCAUAUGAAACUGUGCUGCCAGUGUGCUCGGUAACAGUGGGACCAUUCUUGCUGGGAGGCUGACUUCUGCUGUGCAUCAACCCAGCUGGCGUGUGACUAUACGUCUGGUUGUGGAGGGGCUGGGGGGCCUAGCAAGAGGCUUUGAACCAAACCACAGUUGCUGGAUUCUGCUCCCUCUGUCCUAAACAACCAGGGCUCUCAGUGGAGCCAACCCUGGCCAGCUUACCUUGGUAAACACGAUACUGCUGUGCGAAUGUAUGUGAUGAUGACGAAUUGACAGCGCCUUGGAAAAAGGCAAAGCGGAAGAGGCCGGCCGGAAGCGGAAGUGCGGCGCUGAGUUAGCGGUGUCUCAGUUGCCAUGGAGACUGGAAGGGGCGACAGGCAGCCGGCGGACUCUGGGUCCUACGCGUUCGCCGGGGCAACGUGGACCCCAGCCCCGCUUCUGGCCCGGACUCGCAGCCCCAGCCAGUCCACCCGGCUGUCCUCCCUCGCCUACUCCGAGUCCUUCCACUACGGCUUCGGGGGCCGGCCCCGCCGCGUCUCGCCGCUCGCGCUCCCGCCGCUCCCCGAGCCUCACCUGCUGCGUCUGCGCCCCACCUCGCUGCGCACCCAGGACAUCUCGUACUUGCUCACCGGCAUCUUUCGCAAUUUGUACACCGCUGAGGUAAUCGGCGAGGAGGUGAGCGCGAGUUUGAUCAAGGCCCGCGGCAGCGAGGAUGCGCGGCACGAGGAGUUCGUGGAGCAGCUGCAGCAGAUUCGGGAGCUCUAUAAGCAGCGGCUGGAUGAGGUUGAAAUGUUGGAGAGACACAUCAUUCAGGCCCGCGCACGGGCCCUUGCAGAGAAAGAGCGGGCCAUGCACCAGGCCAAAGUACAUGUCCUUGAGCACUUCAUCAAGAUGCCUCCAGUGAAGACUAUCUUCAGAUGGUGUGUGGACAAUGAACUGCUACAGAAACAUCACUUGAUCUGCCCAGACGAUUACUACAGCGAUACAGUGCCAUUUUGCUCUGCACCUAAAGGCAACUUUGUCCCUGGAUACUCAAAACUGACAUUUAGUUGUGAACAACGUUUCGCCCCAAAGAAAGAGCUGACCAAGAAGCUGGCAUGCCGGAAGACGCGCUCUCAGUCCGAAGACGAGCUGGACUUCACUAUGGACAGCCUGACGUGGGCCUCAUCUUUCAAGGCCAAACUCAGGUCCAGAGAAACUGUCAAGAAAACAGGUUCACAAAAGAAUAAAAGAUGGAUGAACCAUUUACGGGUGCCACAGAGGCAGCAGGAGCGGCUUCUACUCGCCAGGAUGGAGAGUCGGAACCGCUUCCUGAAAAACCCUCGCUUUUUCCCCCCUAAUACUCCGUAUGGGGGCAAGUCUCUUCUCUUUCCUCCGAAGAAGCCGGCACCAACAGGACAGUCCCAGAAUGGAGAGCUGGAACAGAGUUGUGCUGACACUCCAGUGUUUCUAGCCAAGCCAUCAAUUGGAUUUUUCACAGAUUAUGAAAUCGGACCAGUUUAUGAGAUGGUGAUCUCGCUGCAAAACACCACGUCGACCAGCCGCCACGUGCGAGUCAUCCCGCCAUCUACACCGUACUUUGCACUGGGAUUGGGAAUGUUCCCUGGAAAAGGUGGAAUGGUGGCUCCCGGGAUGAGCUGCCAGUAUACUGUCCAGUUUUUUCCUGACUGUCUUGGGGAUUUCGAUGAUUUUAUUUUAGUGGAGACCCAAUCAGCCCACACGCUUCUGAUCCCCCUGCAGGCCCGGAGGCCACCCCCAGUGCUGACAUUGUCGCCGGUGCUGGACUGUGGUUACUGCCUCAUUGGGGGAAUGAAGAUAACCAGAUUCGUCUGCAAAAACGUGGGCUUCAGUGUGGGCAAGUUCUGCAUAAUGCCGAAAAAGAGCUGGCCGCCGCCGAGCUUCAGAGCUGCUGCAACUGUUGGCUUUGUCGAGCAGCCUCCCUUUGGAAUCCUCCCGUCGGUGUUUAAGCUGGCCCCUGGCCAGGCCGUGUUCAUGGAGGUCUUGUUCCUCCCCACCAGCCCAGGAAAGGCAGAGCAGACCUUCAUCAUCGUGUGUGACAACUGCCAGAUAAAGGAGGUGGUGACCACAGGAGUUGGGCAGCUGGUUGCUUUGGAUCUGAUCUAUAUUUCUGGUGAUAAAAGCCAGCCGGAGCCGGGAGAGCUCACAGACUUAACAGCCCAGCACUUCAUACGCUUUGAGCCUGAAAACCUCCAGUCCACGGCCAGCAAACUCCUGAUUAUUAAAAAUGCCACGCACGUGGAGCUGGCCUUCCACUGGCAGAUCAUGAAGCCCAACCUGCAGUCCCUCAUGCCUGGAGAAGCGUACAGCAUGGACAGCAUCCAGUACCACCCUGACCGCGAGACGGCCUUCUCCAUCACGCCCGAGAGGGGUGUGCUCAGUCCCCACGCGGACCACAAGUUCAUCCUGAGCUUUUCUCCUCGUGAGCUGAGGAAUUUUCACAGUGUGCUCCAGAUGGUGCUAGAGGAAGUCCCAGAGCCCAUGAGCUUGGAUUUGGAAAACCUGAAGGACCCCUCAUACUCUGUGGAUGAUGUGAUCGUCCUGGAAGUCGAGGUGAAAGGCUCAGUAGAACCUUUCCAGGUUCUCUUAGAACCAUAUGCCCUCAUCAUCCCCGGGGAGAACUACAUUGGCAUAAACGUGAAGAAAGAUUUUAAGAUGUGGAACAACAGCAAGUCGGCCAUCAGAUACACAUGGGGCAAGAUCAGUGACUGCCACAUCAUUGAAGUGGAGCCCUGCACAGGGACCAUUGAGCCCAGCGAGGUCGAGGAUUUUGAGUUGAGCUUCACUGGGGGUGUCCCCGGCCCGACCAGCCAGAACCUACUGUGUGAAAUCAAAGACUCCCCGUCCCCAGUGGUGUUGCACAUCGAGGCAGCCUUUAAGGGGCCUGCCCUCGUCAUCGACGUCUCAGCCCUGCAGUUCGGUUUGCUGCGGCUGGGCCAAAAGGCCACCAGCUCCAUCCAGAUUCAGAACGUCAGCCAGCUCCCGGCGACGUGGUACCUGCAGGAGAGCCGCGUCUGCCUGGGAGAACGGCAGGCGGAUGCGUCUCCCUUCGACAUCGAGCCCUCGAGUGGCCUGGUUCCGUCGCUGGGGAAGUGCAGAGUGAACAUCACCUUGGAGGCCCUUCACUGCCAGCGUCUGCAGUCUGUCCUGGAGCUGGAAGUGGUCAACGGAGCCUGGAGCUACCUUCCUGUGUAUGCCGAGGUGCAGGAGCCCUACGUGUACCUGCAGAGCAGCCGGGUGGCUGUCACAGACCUCUACCUGGGCGUGCCCGCUAAGGCGACUGUCACUCUCAUCAACGGCACGCUCCUGCCCACUCGGUUCCACUGGGGCAAGCUGCUGGGGCUCCAAGCAAGCUCCUGCACGGCAAAAGUCUCCCCAAGACGUGGCACCCUGGGCCCCAGUGAGGAGCGCCAGCUCAGCCUGGAGUUGACCGCUCAUACCCAGGAAGAGUUGACAGAUCUGGCCCUCCCUUGUAACGUGUCGGGCAUGAAGGAACCACUGGUUCUGGGCAUUUCUGGGAAACCCCAGGGACUGCAGGUGGCCAUUGCCAUCUCUACAGAGGACCCUGACAGCAGUGUUCCCAGCACAGAGCUGCAGCAAGGCCACCCAGAGAAGCUCCUCCUGGACUUCGGCUCGACAGUCCCGCUGAGGACCUGUGUGAACCGUCGGCUCACCCUGACCAAUUGCUCCCCAAUCCAGACCCCUUUCACCCUCAAGUUUGAGUACUUCGGGAGCCUACCAAACAGCCUGAGCCAAAAGCCCAGCCUCCCCAACAUGCCUCCUGUCCUGCUGAAGACGGCGCGGAUGCGGGAGCUUCUGGCCCAGCGAGAGCAGCUGGAGUUUAUGGAAAGCAUGUUGUCUCACGGAAAAGGAGCUUCCUUCUUCCCCCACAUCUCCCAGGGCGUGCUGGGGGCCCGCCAGCAGCUCAGCAUCAACAUCACAGCCUGUGCGAACAUGUGGGGCGAGUACUGGGACAACCUCCUCUGUGUGGUGGGAGACCUGCCUCCAACAGUCAUCCCAGUGCACAUGGCGGUGGUGGGCUGCCCCAUCAGCUCCCUGAGGACCACCUUCUACACUACUGACCAGUUCCAGAAGGAGCCUGUCAUCAGGUUCGGCACCCAGGUGUCUGGAGGAGACACAGUCACCCGGAUCCUGCGCCUGAAUAAUUCCAGCCCUUGUGACAUCCGCCUGGACUGGGAGACCUACGUGCCAGAAGACAGGGAGGACCGGCUGCUGGAGCUGCUGGUGUUUUAUGGGCCUCCCUUCCCGCUGCGGGACGAAGCUGGGAACGACCUCCUGUGCCCUGAGACGCCUGAGAGCAGCAGCUCCUGGUCCCCAAGUCCCUCCGACACCUCCGACUCCAGCCACAAGGCUGCCCAGCCUGCCGAGGGCAGCUCCAGUGGCAGUGUCCCACAGAAGGUCAUCUCAGUCAUCCUGCAGGGGCACGAGGGGGUGCCCUCUGACCACUUGUUCUCCAUCAGCCCCAAGCAGGUGGUGGUCCCUGCUGGGGGCAGCAGCACCAUCCACAUCUCCUUCACCCCUGUGGUCCUCGGGCCCGAGGUCCUGCACAAGGUGGAGUGUACUGGCUACGCCCUGGGCUUCAUGAGCUUGGACGAUGAGGUGGAGAGGGAGCUUCCAGGGAGGCGCCGCCGCCUGCAGGACUUCGCUGUGGGACCCAUGAGGCUGGACCUGCACAGCUACGUGCGGCCCGCACAGCUGAGCGUGGAGGUGGACUACUGCGGCAGCAUGGCUUUCCGGCACCAGGCCAGUGACCUCAUCGCCGAGCAGCCCUGUUCUGGGGUGCUGAGUGAGCUGGUGACCACGCACCACCUGAAGCUGACCAACACCACGGACAUCUCACACUACUUCCGGCUCCUGGUCUCCAAGCCCUUCUCCGUUUCUCAAGAUGGGGCGAGCCGCAGCCGCAGGCCUCCUGGGCCCGGCUGGAAGCAGGAGUGCGAGGAGACGGAGGCAGCGGGCCCCCAGCUGGUGCUCUUCCCGCAGGAGAACAUGCUGGUGAACGUGUCCUUCUCGCUCUCACUGGAGCUGCUCUCCUAUCAGAAGCUCCCAGCUGACCAGAUGCUGCCUGGAGUGGCCAUUCAGCAGAGCGCGAGUGGAGAGAAAGAGAUGGUGUUUACUCAGAAUCUGCUUCUGGAGUAUAGCAACCAGACCACUCAGGAGGUGCCUCUGCGGGCCAUUGUGGCCGUGCCCAAGCUGCAGCUCUCCACCAGCUGGGUGGACUUCGGGACCUGCUUUGUGAACCGAGGGCCCGGGGUCCGGGAGGUCUAUCUGAUGAACCUGACGCGGCGUGCCGGAGCUACGUGGACCGUGCUGACCGGCCAGCAAGAGCCAGACAAGGACCCUGUGGCCUUCAGGGUAUCCCCAAGCAGUGGGCUGCUGGAGGCACGAGCAGUCCACGCCCCGCCCACCUCCAUCACACUCCAGCUGUCCUUCACUGCCAGGAGCUGUGAGCUGUACGAGUCCACGCUCGUGGUGGAAGGUGUGCUUGGUGAGAGUUCCUGCACCCUGCGGCUCCGCGGCCAAGGCUCCUACGAUGAGAGAUACGCGUCCCCCUGCCAGUUCUGAGGCUCCGCCCUCCGCCCGCAAAUAAACAUGGCCCAGGACUAAGGAACAGGUCUGCUGGCCGGGACGCCCCCUAGGCCUCUGAGCAGCUCCUGGGAUGGAGGGACCCCUGCCAGGCCCUGUGUCCUCAGCUGCUACAAGGGUAGGUCGUGCCCCUGUGGAGCCCGCGGCAGUUAAGGAUCAGUAUUCAGGUCAAGCAGAGGCAAGCGCAGCACAGCAAGAACUGGCCCCUUGGGAAAAACCACGGCCGCUGAGACGAGGUGACACAUUUACUACGUCCACUGCUCCCCAUCCCCAGGCGGUACACAAGCGACCUUCCUCUGUCCCAGCAAGAGGGGCCUCAUACCUCCCCAGCUCCUGCAUUGUCAUCAGUGGUCACAUUUUCCAAAUUGGCUGAAGUGCCUUGAUUUGCCCCCACCUCCAGUGCUCAAUUUCCCAGGUGUCACUUCCGCAGUGUGGCCGCCGGAUCACUGGGUAGCACCUGGAGCCGAGGCCUCCCUCAGUUCCCAGGGUACUCAAAGACAGCGGCGGCUCCCAUGCCGGUCCCGAUGCACAUGGACACCACCCCGUAUGCCCUGUGGAAGCAUAACGUGUUGGUUGGGUGAAGGCAUGAAGGGCAGAGGCCCAACCACCAUGCUCUUAGCGGACCAGGCUGAGCUGGGGGGACCCAGGCCUUCGUGGGCACAGAGGCGGCCAGACCCCAGGGCCUGCCUGCCUGGGCACACGCACAGGGUGGCAGAUGCUAGCUGCAGGCCAGGGUCCCCCGCACAGCUGGCUCUCGGGGAAAACAGGCAUCACGCCCUGUCCCCUCAGCUGUGUGUGUGGGUGCAGGCAUGUCCCCCUCCCUCUGACACCCCCACAGGGAGCGGCCUCACCUCUUCCCGCGGCGCUUCAGCUCGUUGAGCAGCGUGAUGACCUGUCGCGCCCCAGUGCAGCCUAGUGGGUGGCCCAAGGCCACGGCCCCUCCCAGAGGGUUCACCUUCUCAAGGGGUAGUUUCAGCUUCUCCACACAGUAGACGGCCUGGAAGACGACGGAACAGUAGCUGUAGCCCCCCUCCCUGGACCCUGUGCCCCCCUGCGCACUGGCUCCAACUGGGCAGCCCAGGCAGUGUGGUGCAGCAAAGGCUCACCUGACUGGCAAAGGCCUCAUUGAUCUCGAAGAUGUCCACAUCAUCCACCGUCAGCCCUGCAGGCAAAGUGGGGGAGACCUAAGCUGUCCCAGUGGCCCCUUUGCAGCCUGUCUCCCCGGGGCCCCAGCCCAUCCAUGGCCUGGGGGCUGUCUGGUGUGUCUGUUCCAGAGGGGUCAGUGGCUCCCUGCUGUCGGGUAAGGAAGGGACGGGGUACAGGGUGCUCGCCUGCUCCACCCUCACUCGGCAGCACUCACAGCCCCCCACCCCCGCCUCUGGCAGCAGCACGCAAGGCAGGAGUUGGAUCCAGAUCCCUAGAUCUGGGUGAUCUAGGGUGUGAAGGAGCCACCUUACCUGCUUUUUGUAAAGCUACAGGGAUGGCAUAGGCAGGUCCAAUGCCCAUGAUGUCAGGCGGGACCCCAACCACUGCAUAGGACCUCAGGACACCCAGGAUGGGAAGGCCCAACUCUUCUGCCUUGGACCUCCGGGCCAACAGGAUAGCAGCUGCCCCGUCACUCACCUGGCUGGAGUUCCCUGGAGGGAAAGCAUAGGGUUAAGGAGGCCCGAGGGCAAAGCUGAGGAGGUCCAGACCCUCCACCUGCACCUUGCCUGGUGGCUCCAGGCUCCCAGGGGAGGACACCCAGCAUGGAAGCAGCCCCUGGCCCCGUCUCACCAGCCGUAGUCGAGCCCCCCGUCUUGAAGGCGGGCUUCAGUUUGGCCAGGCCCUCCAAGGUGGUGCUGGGGCGGAUGCCCUCAUCCUGGGCCACAGUGAUGGUCCUCUCAGUGCCCGUGUCGUCGUGGACUGUGGUGGUCACAGGCACGAUCUCGGCUUGGAA